AUGAAUGUGUCUUAUUCUUUAAAAAAGGCUCAGGAGGAGUUACAUGAGUGGGAUUUGGUGGCUGAAUCUAGAGAUUUGGGGGUUGAUGAAAUAGCUCGUAGAAGAGAGGUUAGGAGGUUAGUGUGGUCUUUGUCCAAAAAGGAAGAAUGGUUGUGGCUUCAAAAAUCCAUGUUGGAUUGGGCUAUGAAAGGAGACAAAAAUACAAGGUAUUUUCAUACCAUAGCUUCAAGUAGGCAGUGCAGGAAUUUUAUGAACUCAUUGUUAGUUGAUGGUGUGUUACUUGAGGAACCAUCCAUGGUGAGAACAAAGGUGUUCAAGUAUUUCAAUCAAGUGUUCUCUGAAGGUUGGAGGGGCAGUCCACAAUUGAGAGGGCAAUUUAGAUCUAUUGGCCAGGGUCAUCUAGUGGAUGGUUUAGAAGCUAUUUUUUCAAAAGAGGAAGUUUGGGCUGCUAUUCAUAGUUGUGAUGGGAAUAAAACACCAGGGCUUGAUGGCUUUAACUUGGCAUUUGAUUGUCCUAUUAGCAUAACUGAUUAUAGGCCCAUAAGUCUCAUUGGUUCCGCUUAUAAGAUUCUAGCGAAAGUGUUGGCUAAUAGAUUGAAAAAGGAGGUGCCAAAGGUUAUUGGUGAGGUUCAAUCAACUUUUUUGGGUGGAAGAAAUAUAUUAGAUGGGGUCUUAAUAGCCAAUGAGAUUGUUGAUUGGUGGAAGGAGUUUGGUUUUGGAGAUAGGCGGAGAGGUUGGAUUAAAGAGUGUCUUGAAUCAUCCAGAUGCUCAGUUCUGGUGAAUGGAUCCCCUACAGAUGAAUUUAAACAUGGUAAAGGCCUUCGUCAAGGCGAUCCUUUGUCUCUUUUUUUGUUUAACUUAGUGGCAGAAGGGUUUAAUAUGCUGAUGCUUAGGGCCAGAUCUUUGGGUCUAAUUUCAGGAGUUUCGGUGGGCCAUGAUGUUACGGUAUCACAUCUUCAGUUCGCUGAUGAUACAGUUAUAUUUUGUGAAGCUGAUACGGAGGAAUCAGAGUUAGAGAAGUUUGUAUCUAGACUACAUCGCAAAUAUCAGAAGUUACCAUUAAUGUAUCUUGGGUUACCAUUGGGGGCUAAUCCAAGGCUGAAGAAGACGUGGCAGCCGAUCCUUGAUAAAUGGGUUGCGUUGAGCUAUUCCUUGGAAUGUGGAGGAUCUUCUUGGGUGGUGGGGUGGCUUCAGGUGGGGUGUGUUGAUCUAUGUUGGUUCUUGGGUGAAGCUUAUAGUUUGUGGCUAAACUGUGAGGGCAGUAACUUCUCUCUUAUUGAUGAUAUCUAUGCCACUGAAUGUAAGGCUGCAUGGCCUGAGCUCCUUGGGGCACAGGGCAAAAUAGCAGCAGCGACAAUCGAGAGGGAGAUGAAUUAUCAGGUUAAAGCCGUGAUUCUGCUGAUAGGAACCAAAGUUACCGGUGAUUUUGUUUGCACUAGGGUUCGCGUUUGGGUUGAUAAGAGUGGAAUUGUUGUUCAGGUUCCUGUAGCUGGUUAG
Molecule: messenger RNA, 1497 nt
Organism: Camellia sinensis
Lineage: Eukaryota; Viridiplantae; Streptophyta; Magnoliopsida; Ericales; Theaceae
Source: RefSeq, a predicted model, not a curated record